Messenger RNA from Debaryomyces hansenii CBS767, 3930 nucleotides. RefSeq names its product MRX complex DNA-binding subunit (gene RAD50). The coding region runs from base 1 to 3930 and encodes 1309 amino acids. The record is from RefSeq and is a predicted model, not a curated record. Lineage: Eukaryota; Fungi; Ascomycota; Pichiomycetes; Serinales; Debaryomycetaceae. Gene Ontology annotation, biological process: telomere maintenance via telomerase; double-strand break repair; telomere maintenance via recombination. Gene Ontology annotation, molecular function: single-stranded telomeric DNA binding; ATP hydrolysis activity; G-quadruplex DNA binding. Gene Ontology annotation, cellular component: condensed nuclear chromosome; Mre11 complex; nucleus. The transcript has a single exon.
AUGUCCAGCUUGUUUAAACUCUCUAUACAAGGAAUUCGGUCUUUUGACUCAGAAAGACACGAAACGAUUCAAUUUGGGUUUCCAUUAACUUUAAUCUGUGGGCAAAAUGGGUGUGGAAAGACAACAAUUAUUGAAUGUUUAAAAUAUGCAACUACUGGUGAUUUGCCUCCGAAUUCUAAAGGUGGAGCAUUUGUUAAUGAUCCUUCAAUAGCAUCUCGAAGUUCUGUAACUGCCCAAGUGAAAUUGGCGUUUUUGAAUGCAAAUGGUAAAUCCAUGAUUACUACUAGGACUAUGCAGUUAACCAAAAAGAAGACCAGAUCAGGUGUUUCAUCAAACACUUUUAAGACGUUGGAUGGUCAGUUAGCAGUAAUGGACAAGGGAACGAAAACAACUAUUAGCACGAAGAAUGCCGAAUUAGAUACAUCAAUCCCAAUUUACUUAGGUGCUUCUAGAGCAAUAUUGGAUUAUGUUAUAUUUUGUCAUCAGGAUGAUAGCUUAUGGCCAUUAAGUGAAGCUUCAGUUUUAAAAAAGAGAUUUGACGAUAUAUUUGAGGCUCUGAAGUUCACAAAGGUCCUAGAUAAUUUAAAGACGAUAAAGAAAGACAUGACUACGGAUAUUAAAUUAAUAGAGCAAAGCGUCCAUCAUUUGAAAAUAGAUAAGAGCAGAGCAAAGAAAAUCAAUGAAAAAGUAAACGAUUUGAACCAAAAGGUAGACACCUAUACAGAAGAGAUUGCAACCAUAACUAUGGAUAUUGAGGAGAAGGAAAAAGAAGCCGAAGCGUUAUUCUUAUCAAACCAACAAUUUCAUGAAACGCUAUCCAAAAUUGAACAUUUAAACUUUAUUCAAAAAUCGUAUAAGGAGCAAAUAGAUAGGCUAAAUAAAUCAAUCUAUAAAUUGCCAGAUCUGGAUGAGGAAUUAAGGGAACAAUUGAAUAACUAUGAAAAUAUAACUAACGAAAAGGCCUCACAGAUAAAGAGGUUAAAUGAUGAAAAUGUAAAAUUACAUGAAAACUUGAAAGACAAAAGAAAUGAAUUUAACCAAAUCAUACGAUUAGAGGGCUCAUUGAAGUCGAAGGAAGAAUUUUAUAAGGAAAACGUAAUUAAUUUAUCAAAUCUUGUUCUCAAAUCGCAAGACUAUUUUGAUUUAUCAUAUACAGAUGUUGACCUAAAAGAUGAUGAUAAGAUUGAAGAAUUUAAAGAAACCAUAGAAAAAAAGUUACAAGAUUUAAAAUCGGAUUAUAAUACUUUAGUUAAUAAGCAUUCCGAAGAUGAAUCACUUCUCGAAAGCGCUGUUCAAGAAGUAACUAAUUCUAUAGCGAGAGAAAAACAACACCAAGACUAUUGUAACGAUGAUAUUGAGCGAGGAAGGAAAAAAAUAAAUGAAUUUAAGAAAAAGAUGGACCAUUUGCAAUAUAACGAAGGUGAUUUGGAAAUAGAAAGGUCUGAGUUAGAAAGUCUACUUUCAAGAUAUGAAGAAAAAAAGAGCCAGAGUGAUUCCAGCAGAUAUGAGUCUAAAGUGGAUUCAUAUAAUGGUGAUCUCUUGACCCUAGAACAUGAAUUAGAAGAACUUAAUAAAAAGAUUUCUGCAAGUAACAAGCAAUCAGACGUACAUGCGAAGUUAUCUUUAUUGAAUGAAGCAAUCAUGCAUAAAUCUAAAGCAUUAUUAAAGAUUAUUUCCAGCAACGAGAAAUUGUUCUCAGAGAGAACAACUUUACCACUUAAGGCUGAAACAUGUGAAGAGAUACUUACCAAAUAUAUAUCAUCAAAUUCGGAUGAGGUCGAGAAAGAACAGGUUGUUGUAAGCACUAAGAGCAAAAAGUUUGAUUCAUUAAACGCGUUAUUGGACUCAAACAGUGAAACUAUGAAAAGUUAUGAAGAAAGAAUUGGAAAAUACAAAGAACGCAUACUCAAGGAGAUCACAGAAGAUGAAAUUGAUCAAUACGAGCAAAUAUUAGAGGAUUUAGAAGAAGAUUUCCGUGAUACCCUGGAAGCAUUAAAUACAUUUGAAGUAAGUCGACAAUUUAAAAUCAAAGCAAUAGAAAUAGCCAAGAAAGAUGAACAUUGUACAUUAUGCUUAAGGUCAUUUGACUCUCCUGGAUUAAAGAAUUUUGUUAGUUUGUUGCAAGAUGAUGUGAAAAAGAUGAAUGUUGAAGAGUUAACUAAGAAUGUUGAGAUAGCAAAAAAAGAAUUAGAAUCAACUAAAGCGAUAAAUUCUGACGUACUUCAAUAUAGGAAGCUCUCUCUGGAAGUUACAGAUCUUAAGUCGCAUAUAGAUAAGACCAAGCUGGAUACUUUAAACGCAAAGGAAGAUUUCGAAACUGGACUUAAUCGCUUAGGAAAUUUAAAAUCUAACAUGGACGCUUUAAACUCUUUAAAGAAUCCUAUUUACGAUAUUGUAAGAAUUAAAAAUGAUAUCAACGAUAGUAAUAGACAAAUAGAGGCGUUGAAAGAUGAGUUAAGCGAGUAUGGAGUGUCGAAGACUCCACUCGACGAAUUACAACAGCUUCAACAAUCUAAGAACAUGGAGAUUAAGGAUUUGAGAAUACAAAUAAACGAAAUUAAUGAAUUAAAAUUCACGAAACAGAAAGAGCUCGCAAGAUUAGAAAAUAAUAUCAAAGAUAAACAGUUGGCAAUAAGUAAUAUGGAAAGAUCGUUCGUUGACCUCAAAAAUCUUAGAGAAUCUAUUGAUGAAAAUGAGAAACAUAUUAACGAGUUGAAUAAAAAACUGACUGACAUCAAGAAUGUUUUGGAUGAAUUUCAUGAUAAACAAAAUGUUCAUCAAGAAGAAUUAAGGAAAACUAAGGAUAGUAAUAAGAAAAUACGAGAAAAAGAAGUCAGCAACGUAGAUAAAAUUGAAAAGAUUGUUUCAAACUUUUUGAGUCUCUACAAUGCUACUAAAUCAUUUUUGAAAAUUGAAUUACCAAAAUUGAAGGAAGUAGAAACAAAAAUUAGAGAGACCGAAAGUGUGACAAAAGGAGUUGAAAUUGAAAUACUGGAAUCGGAAUCCCACAUAAAACGCCUUGAAAAGUCCAUUAAUGAAUCAUCAAAUUUUAAAAGUAAUAUUCGUGAUAACUUGGAGUAUAGAAAUGUUCAAAAAGAAUUGGAGGGUAUUGAUAACCAAGUUCAUAGCCUUGAUAUUUCAAAUGCUCAGGCCAAGAAAGAUGAAUAUCAAGAGACGUCAAAGAAUUUGAGAAAUAUAUUAACAAAACUAAAUGCAGAUUAUGCUGGAAAAGUGGGCGAGGUAAGACAGAUGAAAGAUCAAAUAUCAUCGCUCCAAAAUGAGCUAAGUAACGAAUACAAGAAUAUCGAUAGAACAUACCAUGAAGAAUGGAUUAAGUUACAAACAAAUAUGUUAGUAUCAAAUGAUAUACAGACUUAUUCGAAGGCGUUAGAUAAUGCAAUAAUGAAAUAUCAUAGUAUGAAAAUGGAAGAUAUAAAUAGAAUAUUAGGCGAGUUAUGGAGACAAACAUAUAAAGGUACCGAUGUUGAUACAAUCUCAAUAAAAAGUGAUGUCAAUGUUCAAGCGAAAGGUAAUAGAUCUUAUAAUUAUCGCGUGGUAAUGUAUAAACAGGAUUCUGAAUUGGAUAUGAGAGGUAGAUGUUCUGCAGGUCAAAAAGUUCUUACAAGUAUUCUCAUAAGAUUAGCGUUGGCGGAAUGUUUUGGAGCAAAUUGUGGUAUCAUUGCUUUAGAUGAGCCAACAACGAAUUUAGACCUGGAAAAUACUGAAUCAUUGGCUCAGGCUCUAAAUAAAAUAAUUGAAUUCAGAAAAAACCAGAAAAACUUUCAAUUAAUUGUCAUCACACAUGAUGAAAAGUUCUUGAGUCAUAUCAAUGGGGAUAAUUUCACAGAUCAUUUCUAUAGGGUUCAAAGAGAUGAACACCAGAAGUCAAUAAUCAGAAGCUUACCUAUAAGUCUUAUUCAAGAAGAUUAA